AAGAUAAAAUUUCAAAUGGCAUAUUUGCGUGAAAUCCCUGUGGGAUGCUGGUCACUCAAUGAAUAUGGCAUGUUUGUUAGGUUUGAAAUGCUGUACUUUGCCUUGAGGAGGUAUUUAAUGCUUCCCUUUUUUUCCCUCUUUCAGUGUAUGAUAAAUCAUCAAGCUCUUCCUUGCCUCCUGAACCUGUUGUCACAUAAUCAUAAGAAGAGCAUCAAGAAGGAAGCUUGCUGGACCAUUUCAAACAUCACAGCUGGAAAUGUAAAUCAGAUACAGGCUGUAAUUGAGGCUGGUAUCAUUCCACCCCUUGUCCAACUACUUCAAAUUGCAGAGUUUGAGAUCAAGAAAGAAGCUGCUUGGGCAAUUUCAAAUGCUACUUCUGGUGGCACCCAUGAUCAAAUCAAGUACUUGGUAAGCCAGGGGUGUAUCAAGCCAUUGUGUGAUCUCCUAAUUUGUCCAGACCCAAGAAUUGUCACAGUUUGCUUGGAAGGGCUUGAGAACAUUCUAAAGGUUGGGGAAGCUGAGAAAAAUAUGGGCAAGACAGAUGUAAACUUGAAUGCCCAAUUGAUUGAUGAUGCUGAGGGGAUAGAUAAGAUUGAAAAUCUUCAGAGUCAUGACAACAAUGAGAUAUAUGAAAAGGCAGUGAAGAUUUUAGAGACAUAUUGGGUUGAGGAUGAUGAUGAGCCAUUGCCCCCAGGUGAUGCUCCUCAAUCUAGCUUCAAUUUUGGAGGAAAUGAAGUUCCUGUUCCUUCUGGUGGAUUUAACUUCAGUUGAAGGACUUCCGGUUGGCAGUGGAAUGAAGUUUGGAGUCUAGGUUUGUGACAUUGAAUAUUUUUCAACUUCUGGUGGCUAGGAUAUCUACUUACCCUUUGGUCCUGUUAUGUUCGCGAGUCUGGUGUAGUUGAAGAGAUCACUGAAGUAUGUUUGCUCUCUUACAGUGGUCCAAUAAAAGGGGGUGUGUGUGAUACCAUGAAUUAGGUUAGAUUGUGAAAAUUGUGGAAGUACUAGCAAUCGCCAGAGAAAACCACCCGAACAAUGUAGCAACCCCUGCCUCCAUUUUAUUUCUUUUCCUUUGCUGGUUACUAAAAUGGAAGGGCAAGGCCUGUUUGGUUUUUCCGCUUUAUAGCUCAGAGCGAUAUAAGAAAAAGAUACUUUAUGUUUUUUAUUUAUUUAUUUUUAUUUUCAAGUGAAGGUCCUGUUUUUAUUUAUCAAAAAGAAAAAGAAAGUGAAGGUCCUGUUUUGAUGGUAAUAGGGGAUCUCAAGAUUUUGUCAUUUUAGUAAGAAAGGUUUCUGUUCUGGAUACCAUGUGUUUGGUGAUGAAAGAUUUUUUGUUGGUUGUAUUAAUGUCAAAAAAGUCAAGGAUUAAUGAAGUUUAUGUUUGGUUAUU
This is a messenger RNA of Quercus lobata, 1384 nucleotides long. Its product is annotated as importin subunit alpha-1b-like. The record is from RefSeq and is a predicted model, not a curated record. Gene Ontology annotation, molecular function: protein binding. Bases 16 to 771 code for a protein of 251 amino acids. Lineage: Eukaryota; Viridiplantae; Streptophyta; Magnoliopsida; Fagales; Fagaceae. The transcript is spliced from 4 exons.